Messenger RNA from Aspergillus japonicus CBS 114.51, 7389 nucleotides. RefSeq names its product type I polyketide synthase. The record is from RefSeq and is a predicted model, not a curated record. Gene Ontology annotation, molecular function: oxidoreductase activity; fatty acid synthase activity; 3-oxoacyl-[acyl-carrier-protein] synthase activity. Gene Ontology annotation, biological process: fatty acid biosynthetic process; secondary metabolite biosynthetic process. The transcript is spliced from 15 exons. The coding region runs from base 1 to 7389 and encodes 2462 amino acids. NCBI's taxonomy places the organism in Eukaryota, Fungi, Ascomycota, Eurotiomycetes, Eurotiales, Aspergillaceae.
AUGUGUCACGACUCUCAUCCAUCAAAGGAGCCUGGCCCUGAGCCGCUGGCUAUUGUAGGCAUGGCCCUGCGUCUUCCAGGGGGCGUCAACACGCCGGAGGAUUUCUGGAACUUCCUCCUCAACAAGCAAAAUGGUCACGGCCAGGUACCUGGGUCCCGGUACAACAUUGAUGCCUUCCACCAUCCCUCGCGAACGGGUUCGGUGCGGACGAAGGAUGGAUAUUUUCUCCCUGAGGAUCCAGCUUAUUUUGACCACCAGUUCUUCUCGCUGACCCCAUUUGAAGCCUCUCGACUAGACCCUCAACAGCGUCUCCUACUCGAGGUCAUCUAUGAGUGCAUGGAAUCCAGUGGACAGGUGGGGUGGCGUGGCCGAGGGAGGAAGAUCGGCUGCUUUGUCGGUGUAUUCGGCGAGGAUUGGUACGACCUGCAGUCCAAGGACACGCAGAGGAUAGACCGAUUGCAUGUUCUCGGAACAGGAAACUUCGCGCUCUCCAAUCGCAUCUCCUAUGAGUUUGACCUUACAGGGCCGAGCAUGACGUUGGCGACGGGGUGUUCGUCGUCCAUGGUAGCGCUGCACGAAGCCUGCCAGGCGAUAUUAUUGGGAGAUUGCGAGUCGGCGAUUGUGGCUGGCACAAACCUCAUCCUGACUCCGACCAUGACCACCACGAUGUCAGACAACCUGGUGCUAUCGCCCAGCGGUAUUUGCCGUACCUUCGACGCUGGAGCCGACGGCUACGGUAGGGCUGAGGGAGUGAAUGCACUGUAUAUCAAGCGUCUUGCUGAUGCCAUCCGCGAUGGAGACCCCAUCCGCGCGGUCAUCCGCGCCACAGCGACCAACUGCGAUGGACGGACCCCAGGCAUCACUACCCCCGGCUCAGUCACGCAGAUGGCGCUUGUCAAAGAAGCGUACAAGCGCGCACAAAUCUCGAGAAUCACAGAUACAGGAUUCUUUGAGUGCCAUGGCACGGGCACAGUCGCAGGAGAUACUGCGGAGACAUCGGUGGUUGGAGAUCUAUUUCGCGAAGCUGGCGUCGUUAUCGGCUCGGUAAAACCCAAUAUGGGCCACUCAGAGGGUGCAUCGGGAAUUACGAGCAUAAUAAAGACUGCUCUGGCGCUCAAACAUCGCACCAUCCCACCGAACAUCUUCUUCAGUUCUCCCAAUCUGAAUAUACCGUUCGAGGAGUGCAAGCUAGUCGUGCCAGUCGAUGCUAUGCCAUGGCCAGCGCAUAAAGAACUCCGGGCCAGUGUGAAUUGCUUCGGUAUCGGGGGAGCCAAUGCGCAUGCCAUUCUCGAACCAGCGCCAAUAUCGUGUCGAGAAGUUCAGGCUUUGGUUGCCCAGCAGCCUCAUGAAACUACAAAGAAGCUGUUGGUAUUGUCCGCAGCUAGUGCGCAAGCUCUCUCCGAACGCGCCGGGAGUCUGGAGCGAUUUUUGGCGAACACAAGCUUGGGUCUGAAUGAUGUUGCCUACACCCUUGGAGUAAGAAGGGAGCAUCUGAAGUACCGCACCUUUGCGAUUGUCUCUUCCGACAUCGAGUUUAGCCCGCAAGAAUCCCCUCUGGAGGCUUCAUCGUCUCCCGAAGUCACCUUAGUCUUCACAGGCCAAGGUGCACAAUGGGCUGGAAUGGCUCGCGAGUUGCUCGAAAAUUGCAAAGACUUCAAGAACGACGUUGAGCACAUGGAUGAAGUGUUGCGGUCUGCAAAGCCUGCUCCGUCAUGGUCGAUAGCAGACACCUUGUUAGUACCAGAGGCGCAAUCACAGAUUCAUGAUUCACGUCUCUCUCAGCCUAUUUGCACUGCGAUUCAGAUUGCGAUAGCCAACCUGCUCAGAAAUUGGGGUUUUAAGGUGUCGAGUGUGAUAGGACAUUCCAGCGGAGAGAUUGCGGCAGCCUACGCGGCCGGGGCUUUCUCGCUUCGCAGCGCGAUAAUGAUUGCCUAUCAUCGUGGAAGGUUGACCCAAGGUGUAAGCAAUGGUUCUAUGGCUGCAAUUGGCCUCGCACGCAACGAGGUUGAGCCAUGGUUGGUAGAGGGUGCUGUCAUAGCCUGUGAGAACAGUCCUCAAAGCAUAACGAUCUCAGGUGACACACAAGCAGUCAAUGCGACCAUUGACGCAAUUCGUACUGCAUACCCAGACGCAUUCUGCCGGAUGCUAAAGGUUAAAAAGGCCUAUCAUUCUCCAAAGAUGCAGCCCAUGGCCGCGGACUAUGCUGCGGCUAUUGCCCCCGAAAUUGAAACAGUCGCCCCACACAUGAUACCGAUGUAUUCCACUGUGGUUGAUGAGGUGAUCCAGGACUCCGGUAGGCUCGACAGUGACUACUGGAGCCGUAACCUGAUCUCGACUGUCGAGUUCAACAAAGCGAUGAAGACCAUGCUCCGAACCAAGCCCGACCAUGAUCGGCUUUUCAUCGAGGUCGGGCCUCAUAGUGCGCUUCAGGGGCCGCUGCGUCAGGUAUUUGACUCGAUCAAAUCCAAGGGACAGAAUUGGUACAUUCCAACCUUGGUACGGGAUCACAGUGCGGAGGAUGCCCUCCUUCGCGCAGCAGGACUGGCUUAUGGCAGAGGGGCUGAGAUUGACCUUUUGCGCAUCAACGGCCCAGGAAAAGUUGUUGACUCUCUGCCACGGUACCCAUGGCAACAUACAGAGCGGCACUGGAGCGAGAGUCGGCUGAGUGAGAACUGGCGACUGCGGGAGUUUCCUCAUCACGAGCUUCUCGGAUCCAGGGUACUCGAGUCAAGCCCUAUGGAGCCUUCGUGGCGUAAUGUGCUUCAUAUCCACAAUUCCACCUGGUUAGGGCAUCAUAAGCUGUUCCGGGAUACCGUAUAUCCUUGCGCUGCAUAUGUGGCGAUGGUCGGGGAAGCCAUUCGCCAGCAUUGCCACUGCGAAGGAUAUGAAAUUCGAAACUUGAUCCUCAAGAAGCCACUUUUCCUUCAGGAAACAAGCGGCACCGAGGUCCUCACGUCUCUUAGGCCCGAACGAUUGAGCGAUAUUGCUGACUCCGAGUGGUUUGAGUUUACGGUUCUUGCCUUAGACGGCACCGAGUGGAGCAAGUACUGCCAUGGUCAAAUACGAGCGAUUGCUCCGACAGCGCUACCGAAAGUCAGCAAACAACCCCGUUGGACGCGGGGAGUAGAGCCGGCGGAUUGGUAUCAAUUUCUGGCUCGCCUGGGGCUCAAUUAUGGAACAAGCUUCCAGCGAAUGAAGGACAUAACGGCCGACCCGGUAGAGCAUCAGGCGAAUGCAACUGUGCUUGAGAGCAGCAGUGACUAUGAAGGCGAUUACCUGGUACAUCCAACGGUAAUUGAUCACUGCCUUCAACUAUUGUCAGUCGCUGUGGUCAAUGGAAUUCGAAGACACGCCACCUCGUUGGCUAUCCCAGCCUUCAUCGAUCGGAUUAGCAUCACGCAGACUGAAGGAGAUAUGUGGAUUCAAACUGAUACAUGCAACAUCUUAUCCUCGACCAGCAUGUCCGGAAAUGUCAGUAUGCUUAGCAAAGGGGGACCGGCAUUGGUAAUCAACGGAGCGACUUGUAUUUCUCUCGCCAAUGAUGAGCCAGAUAAUGAGAGCCCAAUUCCUCUCAUGUCUCAGGUGGAAUGGGCGCCAUGCCUUGACCUCAUCUCGCCGGCAGAAUGGCUGCCUCCCAAGACCGAGGAAAGGGGUUUGUCGCUGAUGGCAGAACUCACAUGUUUCUACAUUUUAGAAACCACAUCCCAGAUUGCAGGCUUAGUACCCGCGACCACACAUCUGGCAAAGUACCAGUCAUGGCUGAUGAGAAUACACGAUCAGCUCGUUAAUCAAACCACCCAAAAUUUUCUUCAGAUUCGCUGGCAAGACAUGACCAGUGAGGAGAGACAUGGUCGAGUCGCCAAGAUUCAAGAGCAACUCGCGCUGCUAGGACGAGGUGUUGACAGACUAGGAGAAGUCUUGAGACAGGUAUCUGAGAAUGCAAGACGAAUUAUACAGGGCCACGUUGCUCCACUGGAAGUCUUGUCCAUGGAUAUCUUGCGAGAUGUGUAUGACUUCAAUAGCUCGCUCUCAGACUGGAAGCCAUUCAUGUCGCUGGUCGGCCACUGGAACCCUCGGGUCAGGGUUCUCGAGAUUGGCGCUGGCACAGGGGCUACCUGCGAACAUGUGAUGAGUUCCCUGCGAUCGAAAGGCGGGGAGAGAGCCUGGGCCAGUUACACCUUCACUGACAUAUCACCGGCCUUCUUUUCAGCUGCAGCAGAAAGGUUUAGCGAGCACGAGAAUAUCGUGUUCCAAACACUCGACAUCACCCAGGACCCUCUCCAGCAGGGAUUUAUCUCGUCUUCAUAUGACCUGAUCAUCAUCUCUAAUGUCAUUCAUGCCACGCCUUCGCUCCGCGGUGCAUUGAGAAAUGUCUAUAAUCUCCUGGCUCCCGGAGGAUUCCUUGUACUACAAGAGCUCUGUCCCGACAUCCUGUUUAUCGAUUUCGUCAUGGGCACUUUACCUGACUGGUGGAAUGGUGAAAGCGACGGAAGGCGCCAGGCUCCGUACGUCAAGCCGGAGCGAUGGCACACUGAGCUUCUGGAAGCGGGAUUCACUGGAGCAAUGUGCGUGACGCUAGACCACAAGCCCCCAUAUCAGCAGAGUGCCAAUAUAAUCUCCCGUCGACCCGCCGAGUAUGUGCCGGCACAAAAGGUCACACUCCUCUCAGUCAGCGCCGAAAGCACUAUUCCAUGGGAGAAAAGGCUGGAGGAAACACUUUUGAAACAGGGUUACCACGUAGAUUGGGCCACACUGCAGUCGCUACCCGCGAAUACAGAAUGUCUCAUCUCUCUCCUCGAUCUGCAUGCACCCGUGAUGCAUGACAUGAACGAGACGCAGUUUGAGGAGCUGAAGGAUUUAUUCUCAAUGAGUUCCAAGGUACCGCUCAUUCAUCUAACGCGCAGUGUGCAAACCACCUGUCAGGACCCUAGGUUGGGUCUUGUCCUGGGGUUUUCUCGAACUUUGCGAAGGGAGAUAGUUGGGAAGAUCGUCACUGUUGAGCUUGAUGCAUUGAAUGACGAAACGUGUAAAGCGAUCGUGGACAUAUAUCACCGAACACGACAGAGAGUCCCGAAGGAGGCGCUGAUAGACGACGAAUAUGUGAUUCAGAAUGGCCAGGUCUAUACUAGCCGAGUUCACUGGCACACGCUCAGAAGUCAAUUGGAAGAAGACCCUGACUUGAAGGCAGGACGCUGCUUGUCUGUUAAACGGUAUGGGCUUGUUGAUAGCCUAAAUUGGGUAGCUAUACCAGAUGCAAAGCCGCUGCUCGAGCCCACAGAGAUUGAGAUAGAUGUCCAUUACGUUGGCCUGAACUUUCGGGAUCUCAUGGUUGCUCUCGGUGUUAUGGGUGAAGCAAAUGAGCUUGGAAUUGAAGCAAGUGCUACGGUGCGUAAGGUCGGCGACAAGGUCACGCGGUUCAAAGCUGGGGAUCGAGUGGUGGUCUGUGGUAAGGGUCUUUUUCGAACACGGGCGCGCUUUCAGGAGCACGAAUGUACCAAGAUUCCUCCAGGGCUGUCUUUAGAGGACGCGGCGACGGUCUCAGCGGUAUACGCGACAGCGUUUUACGCCUUGAUAACUGUCGGUCAAAUACAGCCAGGCCAGACUGUUCUCAUUCAUUGUGCCACGGGGGGUGUGGGCUUGGCCGCCAUUCACAUAUGCCAGGAAAUUGGCGCAACCAUCUAUGCCACUGCAGGGUUGCCUGAAAAACGUGAAUAUCUGCAUACCGAGUAUGGUAUUCCCACACAGAACAUUUUCACCUCUCGAGACGAUUCCUUUCGUCAAGGGGUCAUGAGCAGAACAGCUGGAGCAGGGGUAGAUUUGGUUCUAAACUCACUGGCCGGAAGCCUGCUUCAUGCAUCGUGGCAGUGUGUUGCCAAGUUUGGCAAAAUGGUCGAGUUAGGGAAGCGAGACUUUCUUGCGCGCGGAAGCUUGAGCAUGGAUCUUUUCAACGGCAAUAGGUCCUUUUUUGGUGUCGACAUGUUGAGCAUCAUGGCAGAACAGCCUAGUGUGUCACAGCGAUUGAUGGAGCAAUUCGUUGAGUGGUACAAGGGCAAUAAAGUACAACCGCUCCGACCGACUCGACUAUUUGCAGCCAGCGAAAUAGCUGAGGCUUUCAAGUAUAUGCAAAGUGGGAAGCACAUGGGCAAAAUCGUGAUCAGAAUGCCAACAGUGGGAGACGGAUUGUCUACAAGUCCAGCCAAGAUUCCUGUGACUCUAUCGGAAAACAAGUCGUACUUGCUGGCCGGUGGACUGGGUGGCCUUGGGCGCGCCGUGGCGAAUUGGCUCGUCGAGAAUGGAGCCCGACACCUGAUCUUUCUCUCGCGGUCAGCUGGUCGGCGGGCGGAUCAUGAGCAAUUCGCUCGUGAACUAGACCGACAGGGCUGUAUGGUCGAGAUGGUUUCCGGAGACGUGGCGCGGCUACAGGAUGUCAAGGUAGCUCUUUCCAAGGCCGCCGGGCGGGCAAUUGGAGGAGUCAUUCAACUGUCCAUGGAUGUUAGCUUGGCUAAGAUGACGCAUAGUCAGUGGCUGCAAUCCAUUAGACCCAAGGUCGAUGGCACCUACAAUCUUCAUUGGGCAUUAGAGGCGCACGAAUCAAGCCUCGAAUUUUUUGUCUUGUUCAGUUCUCUGGCCGGCGUGGUUGGCACAGUAGGGCAAUCAAACUAUGCAGCGGCUAACGCCUUCUUGGAUGCCUUCGUACUGUAUCGUCGGCAGCUAGGCCGCGUCGCGUCGGUGCUAGAUCUGGGUCUCGUGGAGGACAUUGGAUGCAUGCAUCAGGACCACCAGGCCACGUUGAACCGUGCGCGGUCGACAGCAGCGCGUCUCAUUCGUGAGGAAGAUGUUGUGAACGCACUCCAUGUAGCCAUUCUGUCCGGCAGAUCGCCACCAGAUCCCGCAAAGAUGGUCUCAGGUGUGAUGAUGGUCGGGGCGAGUGCCGUGAAGCCCCUCUCGGCGCCAGGCGUGACACCCUUGUGGGGCCCGGAUAUCAGGUUUUCCACCUAUGAGAACCUGCAGGGGCAAGUGGAACGAGAUCUUGAAACAGACAAAAUGGACCUGAAGGGGUUCUUCUCCGAGAUUCAGAGUAACCCAGAUCUGCUAGAUGAUCCUGCCACGGAAUUACGCAUUAUGUCCGAGCUGUGCAAUUUGAUCAACGCUCAUAUGUCUCGCGAUGGAAGAGAGAGCGAAGAUAUGGCGACUAUCCCGAUCGACUCGUUGAUGUCGAUCGAAAUUCGAAAUUGGUUUCGCAGGCAACUCGGGAUGGAGAUCAGUCUGACAGAGAUCUCGAAAGCGGGCACCGUUGGUGGGCUCAGUCGCGUGUGUGUGGCUACACUCAAAGAGAGGUAUGCUGCGCUGAGUAAAGGCACAGAGACUGUUGAGAAAGAAAGCAAGUAG